Molecule: messenger RNA, 898 nt
Organism: Alternaria rosae
Lineage: Eukaryota; Fungi; Ascomycota; Dothideomycetes; Pleosporales; Pleosporaceae
Exons: 1
Coding region: 285-833 (182 amino acids)
Source: RefSeq, a predicted model, not a curated record
AAUAUAUCAAACGUACUGGGAUCCACACCUCUCACUUGCAACCGUUUUUCGUAGAAUCGAAUCUGCAAGGCAAACAUGUCGACGCGCAACAAACAAGGUGAAUAGUUUUGGAAGAGGUUGAACCUAGACAAUGCAGGUGGUGACGACACCAUCCCACACCAUAAUGGCGCGUCGCAUCAUCUUAGACCUGCCCGAGUUGACGAAGACAUUCCUCUGCAUCAAGCAUCUCACUGCAAUAACAGGAACAUCUUAAAAACCAUCACCUAUCGCGAGCAUCACACACCAUGGCUGCGCCCCCGAACAAAUCCCUACAGUCCCUUUCCGGCAAAUGGCAACUAAACAAAGCCUGCUCCGAUGACUUUGCCUCAGUCCUCGCACUGCAGGGCGUCAACGUCCUAGUCCGCAAGACAGCCACUGCAGCAUCCAUCCAUCUGAACAUCAGCCAGCCAGACAACCAACACAUCAAGAUGGCCCAGUCAAUCACGAGCGGCAAAAUCCCCGGUACAACCGAAGAGUACACGUUGGACUACGAGUGGCGUACCAAUAAGGACGGUUUCUUUGGUGAGGUAGCCGGAAGAAGUCAAUGGGUCAGCGUUGAAGAGGCGAGGCAGACGGGCGUAGUUGGUGAGGGCGAGGGUGACUGGAUUGAAGGAGAUAGCGAAGGGAAAUUGAUCCACGCAGAAGGGAAGAAGGAGGGCGAGUGGGAGGCUAGUCAUCUUUGGGGCUUCGAGGUUGUUGAUGGAGAGAGGAGACACACGAGACGUGUGAUGAUUAGCAAUAACAAAGGCGAGGAGCUGAGGGUAAGAAUGGUGUAUGACUUUGUAGGUGAAUAGCUUGUUAUGCCGCAACAAUCGGUGGAGCCAAAAUAGCAUGCGCGCAAGAUAUAUAUAUAUAUAUA